AUGAAUAUUUAUUGCAAGGUGUCUGAUUGUGGCUACAACGAAAAGCUGCUAUGGGCUCUUAUGCAGUACUUGGCCGGCCUCGGCCCGGUCCCAGUUUUGCUUGGUGGUGACUUCCAGUCUGAUGUCAUCAACACCUCGGUUUUUCAGUUGCUGUACCAGCAUGGCUGGUACAACUUGGCGCGUUUGUCUGGUUUGGAGAACACUCCGACGUGGUGUCAUGGUGGCAAGUGGCAUGACGAGGGCGCACCUCGUUCUAUCAAUGAUUUGGUCCUUGCGAACUCCUUAGCUCUCAACAUGGUGGAGUCCUUUGAGCACAAAACUGAUUGGAACAAGGCAUUGCAGCCUUGCCGUUUGGGUGAACCGCGACCUGACCAUGUUCCUCUGCACGUUGUGUUGGCUUCUUCACAUAUGGUGGAUGCAAAGGUUUCCAUUUUGCCUCUGGCCCAAGCCAGCCCUCCAGUGGAUCAGUGGCCGGCCAUGCCUUUGGCUGAUGAGAACGCGUUGUCUGCCGAGGUAUGGUCUCAAUUUUCCAGAAUUUUUCAGCAGCAGCUAGAUUCAGAUGUGGAUGACGCCUAUUCUACAUGGUGUCAAGCAGCUACAGCAUACCUUGGCCGCCGGCUUGGCCGUUCUUUCCCUCCUCGGGGGCAACUCGCAAAGCCACAGCUUGUGCCAGCUAUGGGCACAUGCAGCUACAAAGGUCCUGCGGAACCACACAGGCUCCGUCAAGGGCGUCGUGCAGCGCGGUGCCUGCGCGAAUGUUUGACUCUGAUGUGCAGGGCUGCCACCACACCGUGGUCUAUUGCGGACCGUAUCCGCUUUGAAGCAACUUGGGAACGCAGCAGAACCUUGGGGGGACGCCUCCUACAACAUGCUUGGCCGGAACAGCCCACUGCAGUUGAUAUCCAGGAAGCCUUGGGUCAACUUGAGAUGGAAAUCGAUGCACAGCUUCAUGAUAUUAUUUCUACGCGACAACAACAGUGGCGACAUAUGGUGCAUGACUCUGACAUUGCUUCCUCCAAGGGUUUGUUUGAUCUCUUGCGGCCGUCUCGCGCUCUUGGUUUGCAAUCAGUGCAGGUGAAUGGUGCUCCUUGUUUUGAUCUCAAUGUGAUACUGGAUAAAGUACAGGAAGCAUGGGCUCACAUUUUUGACCGGUCUUCCGCCCCGGCCCCUGCGGCCUUCCUGCAGGAAUAUGCAGCUGAGAUCCGUGCUCGUGCAGCGCCCUGUGAGUUGCCUUCUCUCACCGGCGCUGACCUGAUGCGACAGGCAAAGCAACGUUCUGGAAGUGCGGUAGGUGGUUUGGACAGUUGGCGAACCUAUGAGCUUCAACAACUUCCCAUUGUUUUCUGGGAUGCAAUGGCAACACUCCUGCAGUCUAUUGAAGCCUCAGGUGUGUGGCCACAGUCUAUGCUUCAUGUGAAUGUGACCAUGCUUAGCAAAGGGGAGGGCACUGAACCGGGCAAGCUGCGCCCGAUCAGUUGUGCGGCCGUGUUGCGUGCCGUUUGGGCCAGUCUGCGUUUUCGACAGAUCAAACCGUGGCUUCAGAGGGUUUGUCCUCCUUCCGUUUUUGGGGAGCCGCUUGAACAAGCUCUGGAAAUGUCCUUGGCCCAUGAAGAAGCACUCCUGGGAUUAGCCCCGGCUCUAAGCACAAUGUUUUUCGACAAGACCAAAUGUUUCGACAAAUUGGUCCUUCCGGUUGUGUCCAGCGUAUGGUCUGCAUUGGGAGGCCCCCCAGGGGUUAUCCUGGCUCUCGAAGGUUUCUAUGGCUCCUUGACCCGCAGGUUCAAGAUCAAUGGUGUUGUUGGUGCAGCAUGGCAGUCCAGUGCUCCUCUCCAAGGUUGUGCCCUCUCAGUAGCGAUGAUUCAUUUGCUCAUGGGUAUUUGGUGUCAGCGUAACGAGUCCCUGGGUCUUCGCCCGCGGGCAUACUUUGACGACAGCAGAGUCAGUUUCUCUGCGUCAGAUGGUCAGGCGGCUACCAUAGCUUGGCAAGAGGUGCAACGAUUUGAUGAGGUCAGUGGUCAACUCACCAAUACUCGUAAAUCUUUUGCAGUGGUGCCAGCACCGCGUUUUGCUCCACAAGUGGCUGCAGCCACCGGCAAUGCUUUAGAGGUGAAGGCGCAAGCCAAAGUUCUUGGACAUCAAACAGUUGGUGGCAAACUCAGGAGGGUUGCGGUAUCUCAUGACCGUGCUGACUCUUGUGCGGCUACCUUGCAGACAGUACGUGCCACUGGCAUACCGCCUCGACAAGCAGAAAGGUACAUUGCAGCUAAGGCUAUGAAGCAGUUUCUCUAUGGAUGUGAAAUUGGUUGGCCUGGUGCCCAUGACAUGCAGCAGGUUCGUUGGGCAGUCACUACAGCAUUGUGGACUUCUACUAGACUUCAACGCAACCCAGAAGUUCUUGUCACGCUCCUGCGAAAGGGUCAUUUGGUCGACCCCCUCCAAGCAGUGCCCUUUCAGACAGUGCUUGGCCUUCGUCGACUCUUUCUGAAGCGGCCUGACCUGUAUGCCCGCGCUUUGCAGAUCUGGCCUAGUUGUAUCUCAGGCCAGGCUCACCUGGCAGGACCACUGCGCAAUUUGGCAACACUUUUGGCUGACAUGCAGCUCACUUGGAUUGAUUUUGAAACUGUUGAGACCCGACAAGGUCGUCGGUUUUGCUUGUGGAAGUGCAGCGGCGCUUUCCUUGCUCACAGGCUCCGUGAGGAGCUCAAAUGGAGCAGGUGGCAGCAUGUCCACCGUAAAGAUAUGGAAGGCAUCCAAGCAGAACGGGGAGUGAACCUUUUUGCUUCAACCUUUUUGUUGCGUGGUGGUUUUUCUCGCCGCGAUGUGGACAGCCUUUUUCCUGGAUGCUGCCAACAGGUGGCUCGCUUAUGUGGUGGUUCGCUCUCCAUGUACAUGCAUGGUCUGUUGGAAGGUAUCCUUGCCGGCGCAGCUGUGGCACGGGUUCAGCUAGAAAAAAUGCACAAGGUUCCUAGCGCGACUUGCAUUCACUGCUCUUUGAACGUUGAUGAAACCAAAGUACACAUGUUUUGGGAGUGCCCUGCUUGGCAAUUUAUCCGGGAUGCCACCAUCGGCAAGUUUUGCCCCGGUGUAUUGGACAGGCACCCCUUGCCAGUAGAGCAGGAGUGUGGGAUCACCUUAAACCCUGAGUGGCUGCUGGAAGAGUUCUUGGCUUUGGAGAGCAUGCAACAACAAUCUCCUCCCAGUAUUUCUUGGGAAGAGGCGGCGCCGCAAGUCCUUCAGGAUGACCGCGGAGUUUUGGUGUGGACUGAUGGCAGUACCGCUCAUGGUGCCAUCCCGGAGUUGGUACGCAGCGGUUUGGGUAUCUACUACAAUGACAGUGUCGCUUUAAAUUUUCAUGCUGCCUUGGCUGGUCCCCUGCAAACCAACAACCGUGCAGAGCUUUUGGCAGUUGUGCUUGCAGCAGAACAGGGCGUUGGGUGGAAGCAAUCCUUGGUCAUUCACAGUGACUCUGCUUGGGUCCUCAACAGAGCACGUACUCUUAGUGGUAUCCAGCACAUCCCACUCACCUGGGAACACUCUGACUUGUGGCAGCGCUUGUGGCGUGCAUGCAACGACAUUGACAUCACCUUCGUUUUUGUCCCGUCGCAUUUGACUGCCGCGGAUGCGGAACAAUAUGGCUUGACUCCUUUAGUGAUACAGGGCAACAAUGAAGCUGACAAACUGGCUAAACGUGGGGAGCAACUCCAUCAUCACCCCACUUGGCAUGGUCGCAUUCGACAGUUUGGGCAACUUUUGCGCGAUACCGUGUGGUUACAGGUUUGCAUCAUGUUUGUUUGCUUCGCUCGCAAUCAUACAGAGGUACAGGGGUCUGCUGCCAACAUCUCUCCUGCCCCACUGCCCAUGAACCAUGGUUGGUUGCAAUUGAAAGAACGUUUACAUCGCGAACUACAACUCCAUCCUACAGGUGGUCGGCGAUUUUGCCACAAACGGCCCCCUGUGGGCCUUGAUGGCGAAGCUGUCCUUGAGGUAGAAGCUCCACAGUCUUCUGCAGCCAGCUCUCGCCAACGGCCUGUAGCCGUACACGCUGUGCGCCAUCCGCCUCGGCUUGGCCCAGCAGUGAGCAUGGAAUGGCAACUGGUGCCUAAGCCAUGGCUCCUUGUCCAACGUGCUCCUGGUCAACAUCGCCGUGUUGGCAAUGAUGGUAUGUUCAUUCAGAUUGGUGUCAAGCCAUCCUUGUUGCCUGCCAUGGAGUGGUAUCUGGGCCACCUCCAGUGGCCAGAAGAAGGUCGCAGCCAGGCCAUCACCUUUUGUGAACUUGCAAUUGACUUUGAGAUCGCGACAGGGGUUCUUCUGGAGAUGCCAAAGGCUGACAAGGCCAACCAACUUGGCCAGCGUGCAAGGGCUUUUGCAUCAGCUGCUUCAGCUAUUGGCCGCUACGUUGAGCGUCGCCCUUGGCCAUGUGGCAUUACUUCUCAAACGGUCAACAACCUGCAGAACACGUGGGGUCUCCCUCGUUGCGCUGGUCUCCCAUGGAGACCCCUAUUGCUUCAUCCUGAUGCUGUGGAAACCUUUUUCAAUGCUGCUGGUAAUGUGAUCUAUGCUUCAGAUGCGGAUUUCUUUAACCAAGAACCUCCUCUCUUGGUCCCAUCCCGUGAGUCUUUUUGGGAUGAGCAGGUGCGGCGAGUGCCAAUUUAUGUGCGCCGCGAAGAGCGUCGAGGUCAUGAACAUGUGCCGCAACUGCGAUGGUGUAUACAGGGCGACGCCUCCUCAGAGGCUGUUUCAGUUUCCACCAAACUCUCCAAAAAGGUCACCGAUUGGAUGAAAAAGCAAACGAAGGUGGCGGAGCAUAAUCGCACUGCUGCAGAACGGAAAAGACACUGGAUCGUGCUCCCUGAGCCACCUGACCCUUCCUUGUCUGGUGAUCAGUACGCACAGCUUGUGCAAGGUUUGAAGCGUGCAAGGGCUUUUGCAUCAGCUGCUUCAGCUAUUGGCCGCUACGUUGAGCGUCGCCCUUGGCCAUGUGGCAUUACUUCUCAAACGGUCAACAACCUGCAGAACACGUGGGGUCUCCCUCGUUGCGCUGGUCUCCCAUGGAGACCCCUAUUGCUUCAUCCUGAUGCUGUGGAAACCUUUUUCAAUGCUGCUGGUAAUGUGAUCUAUGCUUCAGAUGCGGAUUUCUUUAACCAAGAACCUCCUCUCUUGGUCCCAUCCCGUGAGUCUUUUUGGGAUGAGCAGGUGCGGCGAGUGCCAAUUUAUGUGCGCCGCGAAGAGCGUCGAGGUCAUGAACAUGUGCCGCAACUGCGAUGGUGUAUACAGGGCGACGCCUCCUCAGAGGCUGUUUCAGUUUCCACCAAACUCUCCAAAAAGGUCACCGAUUGGAUGAAAAAGCAAACGAAGGUGGCAGAGCAUAAUCGCACUGCUGCAGAACGGAAAAGACACUGGAUCGUGCUCCCUGAGCCACCUGACCCUUCCUUGUCUGGUGAUCAGUACGUACAGCUUGUGCAAGGUUUGAAGGUGCACUGCCUUUGGUGCAAGCGUGAGAGAUGCCUUUCUGUUUAUGGUGCUUUCAUGGACGUUCCAUGCCCUGCUUGUUAA
Cladocopium goreaui is the source of this 5553-nucleotide messenger RNA. NCBI's taxonomy places the organism in Eukaryota, Dinophyceae, Suessiales, Symbiodiniaceae. The record is from the annotation of a GenBank genome assembly.